AUGCAAAAACAGAGCAGCGACAGUGACGUCAUUUUCCGAUCAAAGCUACCGGAUAUUUACAUCCCAAACCAUCUCUCCCUCCACGACUACAUCUUCGAAAACAUCUCCGAAUUCGCCUCCAAGCCAUGCCUAAUCAACGGUCCAACCGGACGCGUGUACACUUACUCCGACGUCCACUCCACCUCCCGCCGAACCGCCGCCGGUUUUCAAAAACACGGGGUUAACCGAAACGACGUCGUGAUGAUCCUCCUCUCGAAUUGCCCCGAAUUCGUCCUCGCUUUCUUCGCCGCCUCUUUCCUCGGCGCGACUUCAACCGCCGCGAACCCGUUCUACACCCCGGCGGAGAUCGCGAAACAGGCCAAAGCCUCCAAUUCGAAACUCAUCGUCACCGAAUCCCGCUACGUCGAUAAAAUCAAAGACCUCCAAAACGACGGCGUUGUGAUCGUCUGCAUCGACGACGACGAAUCCGCCCCGAUCCCGGAAGGCUGCCUCCGAUUCACCGAGUUGACUCAGUCAAACGAAAUCGACGCUGCGGAGAUUCCUUCCGACGACGUGGUGGCUCUCCCUUACUCCUCCGGCACGACCGGUCUACCCAAAGGAGUGAUGCUGACCCACAAGGGACUGAUCACGAGCGUCGCUCAGCAAGUCGACGGCGAGAAUCCGAAUCUGUACUUCCACAGCGAUGACGUCAUCCUCUGUGUUCUGCCCAUGUUCCAUAUCUACGCUCUGAACUCGAUUAUGCUGUGUGGGCUCAGAGUUGGUGCGGCGAUUCUGAUAAUGCCGAAAUUCGAGGUUAAUCUGCUUCUGGAGCUGAUCCAGAGGUGUAGAGUGACGGUGGCUCCGAUGGUUCCGCCGAUUGUGUUGGCGAUUGCGAAGUCGACGGAGACUGAGAAAUAUGAUUUGAGCUCGAUUAGAGUGGUCAAGUCUGGCGCUGCUCCGGUUGGUAAGGAGCUUGAAGCUGCCGUCAAUGCCAAGUUUCCUAACGCCAAACUCGGUCAGGGAUACGGAAUGACGGAAGCAGGUCCGGUGCUAGCAAUGUCGUUAGGGUUCGCAAAAGAGCCGUUUCCGGUGAAAUCAGGAGCUUGCGGUACCGUUGUAAGAAACGCCGAGAUGAAAAUCGUCGAUCCAGACACCGGGAAUUCCCUUUCGAAGAACCAACCGGGAGAGAUCUGCAUCCGAGGUCACCAGAUCAUGAAAGGGUACCUCAACAACCCGGCGGCCACAGCAGAGACGAUCGACAAAGACGGUUGGCUUCACACCGGAGAUAUCGGAUUGAUCGAUGACGACGACGAGCUUUUCAUCGUCGAUCGGUUGAAAGAGCUUAUCAAGUAUAAAGGUUUUCAGGUGGCUCCGGCUGAGCUAGAAGCUCUCCUCAUCGGCCAUCAAGAUAUCACCGACGUCGCCGUCGUCGCAAUGAAAGAAGAAGCUGCGGGUGAAGUUCCUGUCGCGUUUAUAGUGAAAUCGAAGGAUUCGGAUUUGUCGGAAGAUGAAGUGAAACAAUUCGUGUCGAAACAGGUUGUGUUUUACAAGAGAAUCAACAAAGUGUUCUUCGUCGAUUCCAUUCCUAAAGCUCCAUCAGGGAAGAUACUGAGGAAAGAUCUGAGGGCAAAACUAGCCAAUGGGUUGGUGAACUAA
This is a messenger RNA of Microthlaspi erraticum, 1635 nucleotides long. The record is from the annotation of a GenBank genome assembly. NCBI's taxonomy places the organism in Eukaryota, Viridiplantae, Streptophyta, Magnoliopsida, Brassicales, Brassicaceae.